AUGGUGGAGAUUGAGGGUAAUCCGUUUUUGAGUAUUUUGGAGAAAAACUACCCAAAUUUACACAAGUCAAUUUUUUCCAACAAUAAUAAAUUUAUUAUUCUCAUUCCAAACUCACAAACCCUCAUCAACUCACACAUCAACCUCACUUUCAUCAAAAGUCACGUAUUGGUGGAGACGGGAGUGGAGGGUAGUUAUGUGAACAGGUGUGGUCAGGUGGUGGAAAUGGUCAACGAUUCCUUCAUUACAAGCUUCGGGUUUAACAACUUUAACAUCUGCAAUGUCACACACAAACAUAAAUUCAACAAUUAUAUACAAUUGUAUUGGAUAGAUUCGCAUUUACUAUCGAGGACAAACUCGGAAAUUGACUACCUCAAGUGCUUCAAUGACAAUCCUGAAACAAUUGUUAAGCGGUGGUCUGAGGAGAAUGAGGAGUUUGGCGAGUAUUACUUCAACAAGCUAAACGAAUUUAACAACACAUUUGUCAUUGUCCCAGGAUACGAAACUGAAACCGCCAAUACCAUCACAAACAUUAUCGAAAAAUCGAUGCUGUUGUUGAAUGAGAGGAGGGAGUACUUGCGUGUGUACGACAGUCGAAUAUAUGAAAUAUUACUAAACCAUUCCUUCUCUCAUCUCUUUAAUAAUUUAUUCAACGCUCUCUCCAACUCUUAUCUCCCACUCGAAGAUGUCAUUCAGAGUAGAAUAAUGAAGUUGAGGAUGGAGUUGAAUUUGAACUUGUCGUUGUUGAUAUUUAAUAGUCGCAGGGACAUGAACGACAUCAACAUCAUUCCCAUCGUUGAGAAGUUACAUCAGAUGGAGAAGAGUGUGGAGGUGUGGAGUAAGUUGAGAAGUUUAUGUGAAGCUGUGGAGUUGAAUAAGAGUAAAUCCUCAGAGGAAAGCGUUUCCUACUUAAUCCUCGCCAUUGUCGUAGGUAGCCUCAAACACAUCAUCACACACGCCACUCUCAUACAUCUCUACAUCGCCUCAAUCACAAAUAAUAAUAAUAAUUUAAAUGUUUGGACUGAGAACUUGCAGAUUUUUAGCUCGGCAAUCUCGUUCCUCCUCGAGUAA
Theileria parva strain Muguga is the source of this 1068-nucleotide messenger RNA. RefSeq lists its product as uncharacterized. The coding region runs from base 1 to 1068 and encodes 355 amino acids. The record is from RefSeq and is a predicted model, not a curated record. NCBI's taxonomy places the organism in Eukaryota, Apicomplexa, Aconoidasida, Piroplasmida, Theileriidae. The transcript has 9 exons.